AUGUCAACCGACUCGGGAUCAUCUAACGCACCCCAGUUCCCGACGUUCUCCAUCACCAAAAAUCUUCGAAUGCCACCCGAGGACAAAGCACUGUAUGAGCGUGUUGCCUUGUUGACAGACCCCACAUCAAUCACUCGCGCAGAGAAGAAUCAGUUAGAUGGGCUUCCACCGCCAGAUGAAGAAGACAGACUUUGUGUGGAAAAGGUUGGCUUAACUAUGGCGGAGUUGAAGGAUAAAGUGGCAGUCAGCCACGUUACCCUUACUCAGGAAGAGGCCGAUAUCAUCUUAUUUGGCGUUACGUUGGAGCCAGGUAAUCUAGCCAGUGGGAAAAGAUAUCUCUUGUCGUCUAUGGACCUUAUGGAUGAAGAACGUCAGCUUGUCGAAAAAGUACAAAUCUCCUUGGGUAAUCCUUAUGACAAUGCGAUUAACCGCCUUGCCAGCAAACGAUGGGAUGAACUAAGACAGCUCAAUCAGCCAGUUAGGGAACGAAGGCGUGAGCAGAAAGCACAGGAAAUGCGUGCCGCCUUCGCCGCGCAAAGAGAAGCUGGUCGGCCGAAAUGGGUACAGGAAAUGCUUGCCGCAAAGCUAGCUCAUUGGGGGUUUGUUAUAUUUCGGACAGAUUAUCAUGAAGGGAUAGAUAAAAAAUGGCAUGUCUUCAAAGGCAUUUAUAGAAUGACCGCAGCUACUGUCCUACGUGACUGUUGGAGUAAAGCAAACACCCUAGUCACGACACAGAAAUCUCUUCUUGUUUCUGAUUCAGAACUAGAUGGCGCGAGCCUAGAUACCCUACGACAACGAUUCAAGAGAAUGAGGGUAAAUGGAAAAAUACCUAGCGGGAGAGCAACGGAUUGCUUUUUAGUGGUAGAUGAAGCGGCUCUUGACCACGAUGUGAUAUCCACGAAGACUCUUUACAAACCUAAAAGUCCUGGGGAAGCGGAUCCCUGGGAUACUACACUGUCUUUACGAGCUGUUGAUCCAGAUUACAAAGACACAGAUGCACUCGAUUUCGAAGGCUAUAUCAGGAUUCCUCUUCCUAAGGUCUUCGACUGGUUGUACUACUGCUUCAUGUCCAAAAGCGAGGAUUGGAAAUUGCGAUAUGUGAACACCAAGGGAGGUCCCGCAGAGGUGAUGGACCCUGACGCGCCAUAUCCAGCCUAUCGCUCAGGUAUGAAAUCGCCUUUACCAUGAAUGAUUGUUUUAAUCGAAUGAUAUAUUUCCAUAUUUGCAGUCUAAAACUGUGAAGACACAAUAUAAGAAAUGAGUUUCUGCUCAUGUUUUUCUUAUUUGUCAUCAUGCAAGAUUAUUCGAGUCCCCGUAACGACUUGGCCAUGAAGGUCUGCGUGGCCGCGAGUCAUUCUUGAGAUUACAUCAGAAGAUAACCAAGUUAUAAUUCUAGUAAAAAUUUGGAUUUAUUUCGAUUAAAUGACCAUUGCAAAGUGUAAAGAGCCGUUGUUGGUAUGAUGUACGAGCUGGUGCAAUGUUCAACAUAUUAGGGCAAAGAUUUUUUUUUA
Molecule: messenger RNA, 1511 nt
Organism: Botrytis sinoallii
Lineage: Eukaryota; Fungi; Ascomycota; Leotiomycetes; Helotiales; Sclerotiniaceae
Exons: 2
Coding region: 1-1188 (395 amino acids)
Source: RefSeq, a predicted model, not a curated record